This is a messenger RNA of Blumeria graminis f. sp. triticale, 639 nucleotides long. The record is from the annotation of a GenBank genome assembly. NCBI's taxonomy places the organism in Eukaryota, Fungi, Ascomycota, Leotiomycetes, Helotiales, Erysiphaceae.
AUGCGCCUCCUAAUCACUACCAUAACAACCGCCUUUUUGAUAUCCAGUGCUGUCGGGGACGAAGCGCAACUCAAGAGAGUGCUGGUGCAGGAUGAAUCUUCCAGUCACAAUACCGUUAUGCAUGCCGCCGUACAGGAUCAAAUCACAGACUCUUUAGGUGUUGACAACACGGCGAGCAGCUCUGGCGGCUUGAGCGCUAUAGCUGGAUUCUUAAAGAAGCGCUUCUUUAUAGAAAAGAAACGCAUCAUGAUGUACGACUGUAUGAAUGCGGAUAACCAGGUUGAAUCCGCUCUAUUCUCAAGAGCCAACACAGCUUUAAUCCACGCUUGCUUCGCAAUUGGGCAAAUCAAGAAUUCCACCGUGGGUGCGACUACUCCCACAAUAGUCACCGUUGCGAAAUUUAAUGCACCACCUCCCUACUAUGCUUGGAAUAUUGAGAAUAAGUCUCCAAAGCACAAAAAGAAGGGGUCAAAGAAGUCAAAGAAACUUCGUGAAGACAAGAGGGAAGAAGCAGAGGAAAAAGUACAAGAAAAGUUUGUUAUUGCGAGUGAAGACUGCAAAAUGCUCGGUGUUGUGACCAAGGAUACCAGAGAUAAUCUAUUGUAUCCUUGUGAGAAGCAGUGGCAUGUAGAGCUUUAG